Messenger RNA from Caenorhabditis briggsae, 951 nucleotides. The transcript is spliced from 2 exons. NCBI's taxonomy places the organism in Eukaryota, Metazoa, Nematoda, Chromadorea, Rhabditida, Rhabditidae. Gene Ontology annotation, biological process: embryo development. The record is from RefSeq and is a predicted model, not a curated record. The coding region runs from base 1 to 951 and encodes 316 amino acids.
AUGGGCUGGAAUCGAAAAUAUUGGAGACUUCGAUUCCAUCCGCUGACAGGAUAUGGUAUGCCCUACAAAGAUGAUGACUAUUAUCAAGUGUACAUGAAGAAUUCCAGUGAGAAUUUCGUAUUCCUCGUGGACCAUUUACAAGAUGUCUUUGAAGUGAAAAUUGGAGCAUUGGAACUAGGUGUCAGAGAGGGAAUGAACGUAGAGAAGAUGAAGCCGUAUGUGGAAUGGAUGAAUGGUUUCAAUUGGGAAUUGGGAAAGAUACCAGCUCUAAGGGUGGUGUCAUCGAGGAACGAGCUAAGUCUCAAAUUCCUAUUAGAAAACCUGAAGCAAGGUGUUGAACGGAUGGAUAUAGAGGUUUUAUAUUGUCGAAAUCCCAUAAAGUGCUCUUCCGUAAACUUCAAAGUGGAUGUAUUGACUGGAAACGGAGAGGAAUGGUUGGCAACAGAAACGAUGAAAAGUAUCGAUCCAAUUAGAAUGGAUUUACGGGAGACUCAUUUAAGCAAUUUGGAUAUGAAUCAGUUUUUGAGAAGUUGGAAGGAAGGAACAUCAAAUGGAAGGAUCCAAGAGAUUAGGUUGCCUCUCAAAGAGAGAGUGAAAUGGAGAACGAUGUUGGAUGGAUUGGAUGCUGAAUUAGGAGACUUCAGAAGAACUAGAAAGACGUUUAGAUUCACCAAUGACAAUCAGUUGUAUCAAUUGCAUGGUGGCUUCGACAUAACUAGAGCUGAUGGAAGGAUGGCAACCAUUGGACACCAUGGAUACAACCUGUCCCACGAAGAUAAUCCAUGGCAACAGUUUGAGAUUGAAGAAUGUGCAAGAAUCUCAAGAGUGUGGAAUUUGGAAGAAAGUGAUGAGGAAGAUGAGAUUGAAAAGGGAGAUGGUCAAGGGUAUAUCGAAUGGAUAAAGCGAUAUAGAAGAGAAGAAAGACGCAAUAUCUUUAUGAUUGUGUGGUGA